Messenger RNA from Zophobas morio, 2432 nucleotides. Its product is annotated as probable ATP-dependent RNA helicase DHX40. Bases 105 to 2381 code for a protein of 758 amino acids. Gene Ontology annotation, molecular function: RNA binding; ATP binding; helicase activity. The transcript has 28 exons. Gene Ontology annotation, cellular component: intracellular anatomical structure. The record is from RefSeq and is a predicted model, not a curated record. Lineage: Eukaryota; Metazoa; Arthropoda; Insecta; Coleoptera; Tenebrionidae.
CCGUUCUAUUAUACAAUUGUAACGGUGAUGACACCACCAAUAAUGUUUAAAAACCUUUAAAUUAUUGUAUUUUUUUUUAAUAAAAAAAUUUAAAGAAACUUUAAAUGCGUUUUUCUAAAAAAUCUAAGUUUUUACUCCCUAUUUACAAAGAUGUGCAACAGCUUUUGUUGCAUUUAAAAAAUUCAUUAAGUGUCUCCAUCAUAGUCGGAGAAACGGGUAGCGGUAAAAGUACACAGAUUCCUCAGCUUUUGUAUGAGCAUGGAUUUAUAAAAACUGAUGAGACCAUAGUUAUUUCUCAGCCAAGAAGGGUUGCUGCAAUGAGUUUAGCUUCCCGAGUUGCCGAAGAGAUGAAUAGUAGAUUAGGAGACCUGGUUGGUUAUUCGGUCAGGUUUGAAGAUUGUUUUUCUUCCCGUACCAAGAUUAAGUACGUCACAGAUGGUUGCUUACUGCGGGAUUUUUUAAGAAAACAAUUUAAACAAUAUGAAGUUGUUGUACUAGAUGAAGCGCAUGAACGAAGUUUAGAAACUGACAUUUUGUUUGGACUUGUCAAAGAAAAGUUUUCUAGCCCAUCUUUGCAAAAAGGACGCAGGGAGGGCCCAUUGAUAAUUGUUAUGAGCGCCACUCUCGACGUGGACAAGUUCUCAUCCUUUUUUAAAAGCGAUGUGUAUCGCAUUCCUGGAUCACUUUUCCCCGUUGAGUUGGUCUAUUGCAAUCUUCUUGGUGGAAAGGAGUUUGAGCUAGGUCCUCCUACUUACUUGGGCCAUGCGGUGGACACUGUGCUUGCAAUACACCGCCAGCAGGGCCCCGGCGACAUCCUCUUGUUUCUGACCGGGCAGGCCGAAAUCGAAAAGGUGUGUGACGCGCUUUAUAACGCUUCGGAAAAGUUAGAUUAUCAUUUCGAUGUUUCCGACUCUUCCAUAAAAGGAAUAGCAAUAUUUCCGUUGUAUGCCUUGCUUCCCCCCGAAGCCCAGCGGGCUGCCUUUUCGAAGAUGGUACCAGGCAUUAGAAAAGUCGUAGUAUCCACGAAUAUCGCGGCAACCUCCAUCACUAUAGACGGGAUCAAGUACGUGGUGGACUCAGGAUUUGUAAAGCAGAAUAUCUUUGACGCUUCUACUGGCCUGCAGUCACUUGCAGUUGUUCCCAUUUCCCACUCGGAGGCAAAGCAGAGAGCUGGGCGGGCUGGCCGUACAUCUCCUGGAAAGUGCUACCGUUUGUACAGGUGCGAAGAAGUUAUGAAUGGAUAUUUUCCCCCGACAACAGUCCCUGAGAUCCAAAGAUCGAGUUUGGCCAACGUCGUUUUGUUUCUUAAGCACUUCGGAGUGGAGGACGUUCUAUCUUUCAGCUUUAUUGAUCCUCCUCCUAAAAAAAACCUUAUCGAGGCUCUAAAAGCUUUGGUAGUCUUAGACGCCCUCGACCCAGAGACAGGAAAACUUACCCAGUAUGGCACAAAAAUGGUUCACUUUCCGAUGAUUCCCGAAAUGUCGAAAGUUUUGCUGGAAGCAGCAGCUUCAAACUGCCUGGACGAAAUGACGACUAUUGUGGGGUGCCUCUCUGUGGAACGAAUUUUCUAUAGCCACAAAAACGUUGAUAUAAUGCGGACCCGCAGGGACCAAUUAUAUGCUGAAAAUAAAGAACCAUUGGCUGUAGUUGAUGAUGCGACCUGCUUGCUUAUUUUGUUCGAGCGCUGCUGGAGUUCUCAGCGCCCUUCGCAGUUCUGCAAAGACUAUGGUGUGUUCUAUCCGGCAGUGCUGGAUGCUCGGCGCAUAAAAGCACAGCUUUGCGAGAUCUUCCGCACACAGAACAAACCACUGAGCAGUUGCCGCAGUCUGCCUUCCAAGGGCCACAUGAUUUUAACCGAAAGGGCGAGCAUAAUUCUCCGGCAGUGUUUUUGUGCGGGCUACUUCGGACGGGCUGGCAGGCUAGUUAAAGGGCGCUCGUACCUUCGCACGAUGGAGGCACUCUUUUAUUACAAUACUGUAUAUUAUCGCUGCAGAUCGUUUUUAAAGGGUCGUGGAAAUGUUGUUUUUGUUCAUCCGAACUCGUUGUUUUUCGGCAGAGAAAGUGAACUCGAUUGGUGUGUGUUUUUAAAAUUGUGGGUCACCAGCAAAGUCUUUAUUGAAAAUAUUGUCAAGAUUGAGUAUAAAUGGAUAGAAAAUCUUCUUUCGAGGAUACACUUGUUUAAUGAAGACAAUUUAAGUACCUCCGGAACUUUUGUUAGAAAACUAGUUGAAAGUCAGGAAAAAAUAGCUUUAAUGCGAAGCAGUUACGAAGCGAGUGAAAAGGUUAUAGAAAGUAUUAACUAUAAAAGAAAAACUUCGGAGGAAGAUAUUAAACUGGCAAGAGUGAAAUAUUUGAAAAGGAAAAAGAAAUCAACAGGCUAAUUGUUUCAACAUGUCACUUAUAAUAAUAAAAGCAUAACUAAAUUCUAAAAA